AUGAAGCUGCAGCUCGCCACCUGGCCCGAGGUGGAGGCCUACCUGAAGACCUCCACCGCCAUCCUGAUCCCGAUCGGCUCGACCGAACAGCACGGCCCGACCGGCUUCGUCGGCACCGACGCGCUCUGCCCGGAGAUCCUGGCCGAGGGCGUGGCGGCGCAGACCGGCGCGCUGGUCGCCCCCACCGUGUCGGUCGGCAUGGCCCAGCACCAUCUGGGCUUUCCCGGCUCGAUCACGCUGCGGCCGACGACCCUGAUCGCGCUGCUGCAGGACUGGAUUAACUCCCUGACCCGGCACGGCUUCGACCGCUUCUUCUUCCUCAACGGCCACGGCGGCAACAUCGCCACGGUGCAGGCCGCCUUCUCCGAGGUCUACGCCGAGGCCAGCCUCGGCGCCGCCCCCUCCAACCGGCCGGCGCUGCGCUGCAAGCUGCGCAACUGGUUCGAGGUGCCGGGCGUGCAGCGCCUGAGCAAGGAGCUGUUCGGCGGCGCCGACGGCCAGCACGCCACGGCCAGCGAGGUCUCGCUGACCUACUACGGCUAUCCCGAGGCCGGCGCCCGCGCGGCCCGGGGCGCCGCGGGCAUGAGCCCCAAGGUGGCGCCCAGCGGCCCCUUCACCGACGCCGCCGACUACCGCCGCAGCUUCCCCGACGGGCGCAUGGGCUCCGACCCCACCCUGGCCAGCGCCGAGAAGGGCCGCCAGCUCUUCGAGGCCGCGGUGCAGGAGCUCUCGGCCGAGUGGCGCAGCUUCGCCGAGGCCGGCUGA
This is a messenger RNA of Symbiodinium necroappetens, 765 nucleotides long. The record is from the annotation of a GenBank genome assembly. NCBI's taxonomy places the organism in Eukaryota, Dinophyceae, Suessiales, Symbiodiniaceae.